Molecule: messenger RNA, 1568 nt
Organism: Lolium rigidum
Lineage: Eukaryota; Viridiplantae; Streptophyta; Magnoliopsida; Poales; Poaceae
Product: IRK-interacting protein-like
Exons: 2
Coding region: 170-1453 (427 amino acids)
Source: RefSeq, a predicted model, not a curated record
GCAGGCAACCAACACCGCACUGCGCUCACCGCAGCACUAUCGCCUCGCCAGCCGCCACCAUCGCAAGGCAAAAGGUACCCGAGGUAGCACUAGCGUCCGACCACCGCUAAUCCCAACCAAAAGGUCGUCGUUCGUCGUGGAUCACCAGCGGCAGCUCGGUUCCGUUGCAAUGGUGUCGUCUCCGUCCCCUUCACCAACCUUCACCUCCGCGCUGUCCGACACGAAGCAGCAGCACGCCACGACGACGGCCUCGGAGAAGGUGGACCAGAAGUACGCGCACGCCGCGACGCCGCUGCACAGCCACGGCAAGAAGACGCCGCGGCGCGGGCGGAGCGAGGGCGGCGCGGCCGACACGGCGUACGUCGCGGCGGUGUCCUGCUCCGACUGCCGCUUCAAGCAGCGCGCCGUGGCGCCGGCGUCGCCGGGGGCCGUCAUCCGCUCGCUCUUCGUGUCCCUCACCCGCCGCUCCACCCCGCGCUCGUCGCCGUCGACGACGGCGACCUCGGCCUCGGACGGCGGCGAGCAGUGGCGCCUGGCCGCCGCCGACCUCUCGCGGCGCCUGGACGCGGCCACGCGGACGCGGGACGACGCGGUGGAGGAAACCGCGCGGCUGCGGCACUCGCUGGCCGAGCUGGAGCUGAAGCUCGCGCGGCUCGAGGCGCGCGUGCUGCCCACUCCCGCCGCCGCGGCCGCCUUCCCCGUCGACGCCUUCCUGCGCGCCGUCUCCACGGCGCGCGCCACGGUGCGGAGCCUCACGCGCGCGCUCUCAACCCACCUCCGCAGCGCCGCCAGCCCGGGCCCCAGCCUCGAGAGCUACCUAAACCGCGCCUUCCACGCCGACUUCGAGCUCGACACGGACGGCGACGUGCACACCGCGGACCCGGCGGGCCGCUGCGAGGCCAACCUGGCGGCGUACCACGCCGUGGCGGCGCUCACCUGGGAGGAGGUGCUCGUGCGCGGCACCAAGCACUACAGCGAGGGGCUCAGCCGGUUCUGCGACGCCAAGAUGAGCGAGGUGGUGUCCUCGCUCGGCUGGGCGCGCGCGCGGCCCUGGCCGGAGCCGCUGCUGCAGGCCUUCUUCCUGGCCGCCAAGGGCGUGUGGGGGGUGCGCCUCCUCGCGCGCUCCGUGCACCCGCCGCUCCCCGUCGUGCGCGUCGACCGCGGCGCGCGCUUCGACUCGCGGUUCAUGGAGGACGCCGCGGCGGCCCGCGCCGGCCGGCUCGAGCCCGUCAGCGUCAAGAUGAUGGUGGCGCCGGGGUUCCACGUCUACGUCGCCGGCGCCGGCGUGGUCAAGUGCAAGGUCGUGUGCUUCUACAACAACGGCCGCACCGGCAGCCACAGGGAUGGCGGGAGCAGCGCCAAUGGCGGUGUGGGGCUGGGGAGCGCCUGUAGCGAUCUGAACGGUGGUGUUACGGAUGCGGUGAACAACUGCAAGAGCAGCAGGGUGCUAUAGUUUAAAAAAGAAAGAUACGACGGUGGAUUUUAUUUGUGUGGUAAAAAAACAGAACUUGUUGCAUUUGAUCGAUUUGUGAAUAUGGGGUGAGUUGAAUCUUGAAUAGUUUCGUACA